This is a messenger RNA of Capsella rubella, 1440 nucleotides long. RefSeq names its product dnaJ homolog subfamily B member 13. Gene Ontology annotation, molecular function: protein-folding chaperone binding. Gene Ontology annotation, cellular component: cytosol. The record is from RefSeq and is a predicted model, not a curated record. Lineage: Eukaryota; Viridiplantae; Streptophyta; Magnoliopsida; Brassicales; Brassicaceae. The transcript is spliced from 2 exons. Bases 331 to 1200 code for a protein of 289 amino acids.
UCUUUUUUAUUGAAUCAAAGUCCUGUUUGUGUCUGUCAAUAAUUAAAGUUGGUUCAAUAAUGCAAGUACUGUAUAUGUACUAUUUAAUCAGAUAACAUUAUGCUUUUUCUACCCUACUUUACUCUCAGUGUGUAAUCAUCCCUCGUCCUCAUCAUUUACGGAGUCACCAACCUUAGAGGUAAUUGUUCUCUGCACAAAUCACUUGUCUAGUUGCGAUUUCUCCCUUCCUCAGCUAACGGUGAGUCUCUGUGACGGAUUGUACUAAUCUCGUUAUUUUUCAGAACGACUUCUGGAACAGUCCACUGAAAUCUCCACACUCUGAGAACAAACAUGAGUCACCCGAGAAAGGCUGAGUUCUUUGGGGUCCCUAGCCCUUCUGUUCCGAGAAAUGAAGAUGAUAUAUUUGCUGAAUACUUCGGGAGACCUUCUCGUCCAAGAAAUGCAGAUGAUAGAAAGGCUGAGUUCUUUCAGGUCCCUAGUCCUUCUUCUGUUCCGAAGAGUAAGGAUGAUAUUUUUACUGAGUUCUUUGGGUUCCCUAGCCCUUCUUCUGUUCCCAAGCGUAAGGAUGAUAUAUUUACUGAGUUCUUUGGGAACUCCAUCCCUUCCCCUGGUGGUGAUGGCGGCAGAGGUGGCGGCUUUUUGCAUCACAGUGGAGCUAGGAAGGCAGAUCCUAUUGAAACAAAGUUGCCUUGCAGUCUUGAACAUCUUUACAAAGGAACCACCAGGAAGAUGAAGAUCUCCAGGGAGAUUACUGAUGUGAGCGGCAAGACGAUGCAGGUAGAAGAGGUUUUGACUGUUGAUGUGAAACCAGGGUGGAAGAAAGGCACAAGGAUCAAAUUCCCAGAGAAAGGAAAUGCGCAACCUGGUGUUAUCCCAGCGGAUUUAAUCUUCAUCAUCGAUGAGAAGCCUCAUCCGGUUUUCACUCGAGAGGGUAACGACCUCUUAGUCACACUGAAGAUCUCAGUUCUCGAGGCCUUUACCGGCUACACCGUCAACCUGACUACACUUGAUGGUCGGAGACUGACAAUCCCAGUCAACUGUGUGAUCCAUCCCGAGUACGAGGAAGUGGUUCCAAUGGAAGGAAUGCCGUUGCAGAAAGACAAGACUAAGAAAGGUAACUUGAGGAUCAAAUUUAACAUCAAGUUUCCUACAAGCUUAUCCUCAGCUCAGAAGAUGGGGUUGAAGAAACUUCUCGGAUGAACUGGGUUAAAAUUAUCCCAUUUCAGACAAAACAAUGUAGAAUACGAGAGGAAUAAGAAGAUCAAAGCUUCUAUAUAUCUUGUUGGAAAUGGCUGAGAUUGUGACCUUUAUGAUCGAUUUGUAACAUAUGUAUGAUUGGGUACUCUUGCGACCUUUCUGAUCUAUUUGUAACAUAUGUGUGAUCAAAAUACUGUUGUGACCUUUCUGAUCUGUAUAAUACGCCUAAUAAGUUUGCUACUU